AUGGCGCAGACGAGUGUAGAUCAAGGUCUAACCGAACCCACCCAACGGCACCCGGACAUUCGGAUCCGUCAAGCCCGGGUGGAAGAGGAUGAUGUUCUAUCAAGAAUCUUGUGCAAUGCCUUUCUUCCAGUCUGGAACCACAACUGGUUCCAUGGUAUAUCGAAACCACUCGAACCAGUCCAAAUUGGCACUGUCAACGGCCCCACGCCGCCAAUGACUAGACGCCAGAAGACCAGAGUCCGAUUCUAUCGAAGUCUAGUCAAGCUGACCCGAUAUCUGGCCGGCGACUCCAACGUCCUGGUUGCGGAUGUGCCCGCCUCGGACGCAAACAGCAAGCCGGGAGCAAGGGACAUCGGAGCCAUAAUACUCUGGUCCCCACCUGGAAAGCGCAUCAAAUGGUAUGACACUUUGAACCUCGUGAGGUCUGGGAACCUCGCUUUGAUCCUGCCAUGGCACUACGGCCCAAGCGGAUUCUGGCGCAUCGAAAUGAUCUACGAAGCCAAUGUGUUCUCGAUGUUCAAAAAGACCUUGCCCGAUCUCCCUCCAUCCGGCUUCAAGGAGCCCCAAUGCGGAUUCAUCCAGAUGCUCGCCACCAACCCCAAAUAUCUGGGCAAUGGCUAUGCGUCGUUGGUGUUGAAACACCGGAUGGACCAGCAUUUUGUCGAAUUCCCCGACCGGCCUGUCAUUCUCGAUACGACCACAGAACAGGCUAUCCGUGCUUAUACGAAGCUAGGGUUCAAGAUUCUGGCUCAGAUGCCUGUCGACACGGGCACGGAUGAACUAGGUAUCUGGCUGAGCAAAUCGGCAAGUGAAGAGGUUAGACGGAAGGGUAGGGAGACGUGCAUCCAGACGGUCAUGGUUAAAAUGCCGCCUCAAAGUCAAUGA
This is a messenger RNA of Exophiala dermatitidis NIH/UT8656, 885 nucleotides long. RefSeq lists its product as uncharacterized. The record is from RefSeq and is a predicted model, not a curated record. Gene Ontology annotation, molecular function: acyltransferase activity, transferring groups other than amino-acyl groups. Bases 1 to 885 code for a protein of 294 amino acids. NCBI's taxonomy places the organism in Eukaryota, Fungi, Ascomycota, Eurotiomycetes, Chaetothyriales, Herpotrichiellaceae. The transcript has 2 exons.